Verticillium dahliae VdLs.17 is the source of this 1269-nucleotide messenger RNA. Its product is annotated as GU4 nucleic-binding protein. Bases 1 to 1269 code for a protein of 422 amino acids. NCBI's taxonomy places the organism in Eukaryota, Fungi, Ascomycota, Sordariomycetes, Glomerellales, Plectosphaerellaceae. The transcript has a single exon. The record is from RefSeq and is a predicted model, not a curated record. Gene Ontology annotation, cellular component: methionyl glutamyl tRNA synthetase complex. Gene Ontology annotation, molecular function: tRNA binding.
AUGAACCCCAUCUCCGCCAACACCUACACUCCCACCGAGGAGGCCGAGAUCCAGCAAUGGCUCACCACCGCCACUCGCGUCGAGGAGCAGUCCAAGACGCCCGCUCCUGAUUCCGCUCAGCUGAGCCCCAUCCUCGAGACCCUCAACACGCACCUCAGCACUCGCACCACCCUCCUUGGCAGCAAGCCCAGCCGCGCCGACACGGCCCUCUACACCGCCGUGCGGCCUCUCGUCGCCGCCUGGUCCGCCGACGAGCGCACCGGCGAGAAGGGCUACCCCCACAUCGUCCGCCACCUCGACUUUGUGCAGAACUCGGGCGCCUUUGAGCUCUCUGUCACCGACACCGACAAGGUCGCCGUCGACCUCGACGACGUCCGCUACGUCAAGCCCCCCGUCGACGCCAAGGCCGAGAAGGAGCGCAUCAAGAAGGAGAAGGCUGCCGCCGCCGCCGCUGCUGCCGCUGGUGGUGCCGGUGCCGGUGCCGCCGCCGGGACCGCUCCUGCUGCUGCGCCCGCCGGCGACGCCAAGAAGGACGCCACUCUCGUCGACCGCACCAAGGAGAAGGCCGCCGAGGUCAAGGACAAGGUCAAGGCGGCCGUCGGCGCCGGUGACGCCAAGCCCAAGAAGGAGAAGAAGGAAAAGGCCCCCAAGGCGCCCAAGGCGCCCGCCGCCGCGGCGCCCCUGUCGCCCUCGCUCAUCGACCUUCGCGUCGGCCACAUUCUCAAGGCCAUCAAGCACCCCGAGGCCGACUCGCUCUUCGUCUCGACCAUUGCCAUGGGCGACCCUGCCGGCGAGGACACGACCGAAUUCGAGGGCCAGAUCUGCCGCACCGUCUGCUCGGGCCUCAACGGCCUCAUCCCCCUCGAGGAGAUGCAGGGCCGCAAGGUCGUCGUCGUCUGCAACCUCAAGCCCGUCAAGAUGCGCGGCAUCAAGUCCUCGGCCAUGGUCCUCGCCGCCUCGCCCCGCCUCAAGGAGGGCGAGGUUGACGAUCACAAGGGCCCGGUCGAGCUCGUCGCCCCGCCCGCCGACGCCAAGGCCGGCGACCGCGUCUUCUUCGAGGGCUGGAAGGGCGAGCCCGAGGGCGUGCUGAACCCCAAGAAGAAGGUCUGGGAGACCAUCCAGCCCGGCUUCACGACAACGGCCGGCCUCGAGGUCGCCUUUGACGCCGCCGCCGUCAAGGAGCUCGGCAAAGAGGGAACCGGCAAGCUCGUCACCGAGGCCGGCGGUGUCUGCACGGUCCAGACCCUGACUGGAGCCACUGUGCGGUAA